CCAAACACUCAAAAUCAUUUCCCAAAAACCCCAAAGCUUUGUCACACACACUUCUUCUCUUUUAUAAAAUUCGCAUUUCAAUCAGAAAAUUGUUCUUCCCCUUGGAGACGACAAUGCAGAGGUUUUGCACUAAGCUACGUUCCAUUUCUCUCCAAUCUAAUCGGAAUCUCUCUUUUUACGGUGCUUCUCCUCACCGUCUCAUUCACCAUUCUCCUUCUCCGAGUCGUCACUUAACAACAACAACCCUAGGUUUUGCCAAUUCCACCAAAUGGAGCUUCGUUCCCGCCGCCGGAGUUUUUCCGUCGAAUGUUAGCUCCAUGGGCACUACCUUUGUUCCUCAUCACUUUGUUCAAGUACGAAAUAUCACUUCUAAGGAAAAAAUGGCAAAAUGGAAGAAGAAGUGGAGACCUAGGACUCCAAUCACAUCAAAAGUCAAGAAAGUCAAGAUUAAGUUUUAUUCGUCAUUCAAAGACAGGUUUAAACCACUAAAUGAUGGUACCAUCCGUCGCUGGAAAGAAGGCAAGCGCCACAACGCACAUUUGAAGUCAAAGAAAUCGAAGCGUAGAUUGAGACAACCUGGACUAGUACCACCAGCAUAUGCGAAAGUCAUGAAGAAACUCAAUUUCUGCAAUUGAGAGAUAGAGCAUGAAACAGUAUGAUUACGAUGAAAGCCAGUCUCUUCCAGUUUUUACCAGAUAAUUUUGCUCACUGGUACUCAAAAAAUCUUUAUGUUUCAGUUUAACUUCAUUGGAAUAAAUUGAGUUUUCGAAAUAUGGUGAAAUUGGCGUUAAGACUGAUCGGUUUUGAAAAGAGAAACAAGUUAGGCUUAUGAUUUUUUCUCAAGUACAUUUUCCAGCUAAACCAGAAGAAACUUUGUUUCCCGAGUCGGUCCGGUUAUAUGAUAUUUCGGUUUAGUCAGAUUGUACCGGUGUAAACCGAGCUUUGGAUUGAAAAAUACACCCAUUCUCAUGUUUGGUUAGGACAAAACGAUUGCGGUCGAACGAAGCGGCCUUGGUUCCACGUGUGUAUUUCUUGUGGGUCUCAAUUUCAACAAACGUAAAAGACAAAAGAGUAACAAAGCCGUCCACGUGUCCUAUGU
Messenger RNA from Arabidopsis thaliana (thale cress), 1099 nucleotides. RefSeq names its product Ribosomal protein L35. The record is from RefSeq and is marked reviewed. The transcript has 4 exons. Gene Ontology annotation, cellular component: ribosome. Gene Ontology annotation, molecular function: structural constituent of ribosome. NCBI's taxonomy places the organism in Eukaryota, Viridiplantae, Streptophyta, Magnoliopsida, Brassicales, Brassicaceae. Bases 114 to 635 code for a protein of 173 amino acids. Gene Ontology annotation, biological process: translation.